AUGCGUGUCACUCUCUUUACCGCUGCCCUCGCGGCCACCCCCGUCUUCGGCUAUCCGGGCAUGAAGAAGACCUUCUCCGAUAUCCGUGCUCGUGUGAAUGCGGAUGACAAUGGUCCCGAUUCUGAUAAAUAUGACUCCACGGAGCUUCUCGGGGAUAUCGCAACCCUCGAAGACUCUAAGCUUACCACCGUCGGCAAGAGCGUCAAGUCCCUCCUUACCGGCGGCGACAACCCGGAGAGCGAUGAGGCGUACAUCACGUCUGGCAGAGCUAACAACCUCCCGGCCAAGGGGUCUCCAGCCUGUGCCGCCGACACCUGCUGCAUUUGGAAGUACAUUGCCAAUGAUCUUCAGGGUGUUUUCAGGGGCAAGGCUGGCCGUUGCACGGAUUAUGCCCGUGCCGCGAUCCGUCUCGGCUUCCACGAUGCCGGUGGCUGGUCCAAGUACACCGGCGACUAUGGCGGUGCUGAUGGCUCCAUCAUUCUCUCCCCUGAUGAGAUGAACCGUGGCGAGAACAAUGGUCUUCAGGAGAUCGUCGCUCAGACCAAGAUCUGGUACAACAACUACAAGGGAUACGGAAUCUCCAUGGCCGACUUGAUCCAGUUCUCUGCCAACGUUGCCACCGUCGUCUGCCCCCUCGGCCCCCGUGUUCGCACCUAUGUCGGCCGCAAAGAUUCCUCCCGCAACUGCCCCGACAACAUGCUCCCCCCUGUCACCGGCUCUGCUGAUUACCUGAUUGAGCUGUUCGAGAACAAGACCAUCAAGCCCCACGGACUGACUGCUCUUAUUGGCGCCCAUACUACCAGCCAGCAACGCUUUGUUGACCCGGAGCGUGCCGGUGACCCGCAAGACAGCACUCCCGGUGUCUGGGAUGUCGCAUUCUACAAGGAGACUCUCGGCAACGCGCCCGCUCGUGUCUUCAAGUUCGCUUCCGACAUCGUUCUCGCCCAGGACGACCGCAUCAAGGAUGAAUUCCAGGCCUUUGCCGGCCCCGGCGGACAGUCUCACUGGAAUGAGGACUAUGCCCGCGAAUACAUCCGCCUUUCUCUGCUCGGUGUCAACAACAUCAACAGCCUCACUGAGUGCACCAAGGCGCUGCCUCCCCGCAUUAGCACUUACAAUGCUCCUGACCAAAAGGUUCUGGAUAAGUGGCUCGCCACCAAGCAACGCGUUGCCAAGAUUGCUGAGGAGCUUCGCAACGGUGGUAACAUCAGCUCUCUCGGCGGUCUCAUCGACAACAUCCUCGGCUGGAUCAAGAGCAUCUUCGGAUUCAGAUUCUUCUAA
This is a messenger RNA of Colletotrichum truncatum, 1281 nucleotides long. RefSeq names its product ligninase h2 precursor. Lineage: Eukaryota; Fungi; Ascomycota; Sordariomycetes; Glomerellales; Glomerellaceae. Gene Ontology annotation, molecular function: heme binding; peroxidase activity. The record is from RefSeq and is a predicted model, not a curated record. Gene Ontology annotation, biological process: response to reactive oxygen species; cellular response to oxidative stress; hydrogen peroxide catabolic process.